This is a messenger RNA of Gymnodraco acuticeps, 4307 nucleotides long. It is a transcript of the gene pudp, whose product is annotated as pseudouridine 5'-phosphatase. Gene Ontology annotation, molecular function: phosphatase activity. The transcript has 4 exons. NCBI's taxonomy places the organism in Eukaryota, Metazoa, Chordata, Actinopteri, Perciformes, Bathydraconidae. Bases 36 to 737 code for a protein of 233 amino acids. The record is from RefSeq and is a predicted model, not a curated record.
GAUAUUCAACACGGAACUAGGCUCCUGAGUGAAACAUGUCUGACUCUGCAUCAAGAAGCACUUUUAAACCCGUGAGCCAUGUACUUUUCGACAUGGAUGGACUUUUAUUAGACACAGAGCAACUGUACACCGUGUCCUUCCAGGAGAUCUGUGACCGCUAUGGGAAGCGGUACACCUGGGAGGUGAAGUCCUCGGUGAUGGGGAGGAACGCUCUGGUUGCUUCGCAGAUGAUCCGUGAUGCUCUCGAUCUCCCCAUGACCGCCGAGGAACUACUCUCUGAAAGCAGACAGAUCCAAGAGAGGAUCUUUCCCUCCGCCAAACUCAUGCCAGGUGUGGAGAAGCUGGUGCUCCACCUGCUCAAGCACAACAUCCCCGUCGCCGUGGCAACCGGCUCGGCAGGGGCAACCUUCCAGCUGAAGACCCUCCAACACAAGCCCUUCUUCGGUCAGUUUGACCACAUCGUGCUGGGGGACGACCCCGACGUGAAGAACAGCAAACCUGCCCCCGACUCCUUCCUGGUGUGCGCCUCCAGGUUCCUCCCCCCCGCUGCUCCGGAGAACUGCCUGGUGUUUGAGGACGCUCCCAACGGUGUGAAGGCGGCGCUGGCGGCGGGGAUGCAGGUGGUGAUGAUCCCCGACGACAACAUGGACCCCAGUCUUACCCAGGAGGCCAUGCUGCGACUCAGGAGCAUGGAGGAGUUCCAGCCGCAGCUCUUCGGCCUGCCGGCGUACGAAUGAGUCACAAAGAUUCAGUGAGAAAACCAUGAAAACCUUACCAUCAUUUAUGAUCUUUAACAAUGAUUUAAGUGCUUAAGAAAAUAUAAAAGCCUGUGUUCUAUACUCAUGCUAAUCACUAGGUUGUAUUUAAUGCACAGUGUGAAUACUGUCUGUGCAACUCUGCCCUUUUCAUACAAUGUGUGUAAGCGUCACUUUUGAAAUGCCAAACACUUCUCACUCUUUCCUCCUUAGAGACCGAAUGUACAGCACGUAGCUCUCUCUUCCUUUAUGUUGGGCAGUUGUUUCAUAUAGUGGGAGAGGGAGUACAGUGGAGAAGACUUUGGAAUACACGCACUUCAACAUAAAGCACCUUUAAAUCUUGAGUUGCUACACUCGACUUCAAGGUUAAGCUUUCAGACAGCCUUCCAGUGAUUUCAACACGCACGGCAGUUGUGUUGCCUGCACAUGUUUACCAGGAUCUGUGCGUCUUUCCAUCGAGGGCAUGUUGAAGUGCGUGUACUCCAAAGUCUUCCCGCGUGUACUUUUCUUUGAAAUUGAAAUCCGCCUUGUGAAGAGCUUGGCAUCUUCCCUCUCAUUUGUGCCUGCUCUGACCCAUUUCCAGAUAAUGGUUUUCAGCUGGGGGCCAAAAUCGCUUUGCACCCGGCUUUUUGUCAUUCUUAAAUCGGCUAUCUUUAAGCUUUUCUUGGCUCUGCGAUCGUGUGAAAUGCCCCCACAGCUCUCCGAACAUACAUGUUAAGAAAUCCAUAAAGCUGCACCCUCGUGCCCUUUAUCCUUUACCUUUCCCUUUUAUCCUCCCAGCAGCUGUCCAUGACUGAGGAGGGGUGAAGAGAUAGUUUUCCUCUUUUCGUCUGUGCUCACCACUGAUAGGCAGAGUGGCUUUGGGACACAUUCAUCUUCAGCGUUUCUACCCGGAUUUGUAUCAGACAAGCAGCUCUUCUACAGGCAAAGUGGAAAACACUGGACGUCAGAGAAAGACAUUGUAUGGAUGACCUCAUUUUAAACAUUUCUUCCGUCUUAAGGGGAAAUAGUAUGGAUGCUCAUCUGAUAAUGCAGACCCCCCUCUGUACAUCCCCUUCUAUCUUGUCUCAGAGGAGUGCUCUCUACAGAUACUGGCUAUCUCUGAGAAAGCAGUUUGUAUUUUUCUUCCAGGGAUUUAGAAAGAAAAGUCAUCACCUUCCUGACGGGACUAAGGGAUUAAAUAAGCAUGUUACAGUCAGGAAAUCCUCUGUGAUUUCUCUAUUUUAAUUGAUUUGUCUGUGACAAUCUAAAGAUGUGCAUCUAAAUACUCUACAGAGCAUUCUCUCGUGUUUAUAGCCUUAAUAAAAUCCGUCUUUCCUUUUUAAAAGCCAAAACAAAUAACUCCUCCAUGUGCUAGGUGGCAGAGCCUGAGAUAUAUUCUUGACACAAAGCGAAGGCAUAUCUCAAGUCUGCAUAUCUCCAAAGCACAGGCGAUGGCUGAAUUGCCAAGAAGGGUGGAGCACAGAAGAAAGCCAAGAUGGGAUGAGGGUAGUUGCUGGGUGUUUCUGUAUUCCACUACCAGAGUGUGCAACCUCCACUUGAAUCAAAAGGGUUUUAUAGAGAUGAAGAUAUAGCCGCCGCUGACCAUGAGACGCACUUUGUCUGCUGUGAGACAGGAAGCAGACUCUGAGCUUUCUGCGCUCUCCGUGCUUACUCAGAGAUGCAAAUAGCCCUCAUGUUUUAUUCAGCUCGAAGCAAUGAGAGAAUACAUUUGAUUGCAGGUGAUUGAGAGGACGGUGCUGGGGAGCGAGUUUGUGAAGGAGUUUGAUGCACAAUUAAGGCCAGACAAUAUCAGAUAAGCAUGUUUGGUUGAAAUGAGGAAUUAAACAGGAACUCCUUUGUUUGAAACAAUGGAAUUAUUAUCAUGUAUCAAGAGUUUUUGUUUCUAUGUAGACGGCUUUGGGAGUGGGUCUGGAACAUAAAUCAGCGUCGAGUACUGUAUGCCGAUGCUGGUUUACCCGAUGCAUUUUAGUGAAAGACAGCCAAUCACAAGGCCCCAACAGUUUUCAGAAUAUUUAACUUUCUCACACCAAACUGCUGUGGACACAUUUAGACAUCCUUGAUGCUUUCCUUGUCCCUUUUCCCCAUUGUACACAAAGGAUUGGCAAAGAAAUUCAUGGUCCCAAGAUGAUGUUCCCUGAUCAGUUCUCUUAAUUGCUACAUUAUUGCAGUACAUGUGCGUUGCUUUGGAUAAAAGCGUCAUUUAAAUGAUCCGACUAGCCACCAUACGAAGAAACAUCCUUUUGAAAUCUCAUUUUUUCUUUGAUUAUUUAGUGUGCAUUUCAUUUGAGCCUCCACUGCUGGUUUGUUGAAUCAUUUAUUGUGGGAAUUGAUUCCCUGACUUAAAUUUUAAUCAAGUCUAUAUUUAUUCCACCUUGGUCUCCGCCGGUAUGCCGCAGCCCUGGUAAACUAGCAGGGAAUAGUCUUUCUGAUUUUGGUAUGCCCCAGCAGACGUUCUGCCUCAGACGACAUCACACUGCGCCCUCAAAGACUCUUCUGUGUGAGAGUCAAUAGUGAUCUAAUGCAGAAAGAAAUGUAAAGUAAAAGGAGCCCAUGAAUACUUUACAGCGACUUUCCUGCGAAGGAGAACAGUGACAAAUGAGCUAACAGAGCAUCAGCAUCUCAUUUCCACGGUCUGCACACUCUCCGAAUCUUUUUAUCUCCCACUGUUAAUCUUCUCCUCUUUUGAGGCGUACACUGUGUGGCUUAGAGCCUCCAUUGAAGCCAGGAGAAUAUGUGUGAACAAGUUUUCCACAAAAGGCCACUUCCAUCGACGUACAUCAGCGCCAUGAGGACGACCGGUACGCCACUUUACAGAGAUGCAUCUGUUCCAGCCGCAAUAAUGGGAAAUGGAAUACAAAUAUACAGUUUGGAGAAUAAAGACAUUUAAAGGAAGGCAAAUUAUGCAGUAAAGGGUUGCCUUGGUUCGAUAAAGUGCCUCGGGCUUCACGUCAGGAGAGCUGGUCGCCCUUGAUUUUCUGAAUAAUGUAUGCGGUGUCAGUGUGAGGUGCUGAGAGCAACAUUUCCAUCUUCCAACACAACAAAAUACACAACAUGUCUCAGAGAACCUCAGCCCACAGCACUCAUGUAUCUCUCACUCUGUAUCUGCCCUUUUCAAUUCAAAUUGAAUGCAAAUUGUUUAGUUGAUUUUGUGAUUUAAAAACAUAUUAAAACUUUUUUAUACAAAUUAUUAUAGUUUUUUUUUUUUUUUUACCAUCUGAGAAAAUGAAAGGUAAUGUACAGAAACGUAUUCCUUCCUUUACAGUUGGAUGGGGCAGGGGUGCGCCCUUGUGGCUGAAAUGCAUAUUACGGCAACAUGCCAAAAUUCCCUUUGAACCGCCAUACGAAAAUAAUUGAAUGGUCAAUUUUCCAUUGGUUAAUGACUUAACAACAGUUGAAAAUAACAUCAAAAAACAUUUGUAUUGUUGCCUUUAGAGCUUCCAUACAGGUUUAGCUGCUCACAAUUGUACAAAAUAUCCGAAUACUCAAUGAUUGUAAAGACUCUUUUGUGUUGCCCCCCCCCCAAUGACUAAACUAAAUUAAAAAAACAUU